GCUUCAUAGAAGUGUAGAUCUGUCGCCCCCCUUGUUUGAUUCUUCGCUCCCACGCCAUGGGCAAACAACAGAAAGGAAAGGGAGCGAAGAGGCGCGCUGCCAGCCCACCUGCCAAUGAUGACGAGGAGAAGGAGGAGAAGAAGCACAAGAUGGCAUCGCAGAAGGAUGAGGAUGUGCCGAUGACGGCACGCGAGGAACAUCAAAAACUCAAGAAGUGGACGUGGAGUCCAGAGAUCUACGACUACGAACGGCGGAGGAUGACCCCCGCGUUUGCGCAGAGGCAGGGGCCAUUCACGUGGAGGGGGGGGGGGAGUGGAUUGACUGCGCCUGCGGCCAGCCACUGUUGCAAGACGGGUCUGAAAGGCGGCAUCGGGCAGCUCAACGAUAGGCGUUCGGCCCACCAGAGGUCCGCGAGUUGAAUGCCCACAAGACAUGGCGGCUGAAGCAGAGAAGGUAUGCGGCCACUGAGCAGCACGUGGGUUGGGUGUCUGCACGUUCUUUCUCUCUGUGUAUUACCCUUCUCAGGCUCGACAGGAGCGUCAGCAGAGGCGGGCCGGGGGCGAGGACGUGCCAUCCCCCAGCCGCGCGGACGAGAGGGCGAGGAUCGAAGAGGAGAUCCGCUCCGAGCGUCCCCCACCCAAGCCCGCACCAGCUGCCUGUCAGCUCAUCUCUGGUUUCUUCAGCAAAGGCAAUAGCGGUACGCACGGACAAACCAACAUGGCACAGACACCAACAGUGACUAAUGUGUUUGGUUCUGCUGGUGUAUCUGUUGGUAUGCAGUUAAGUCAAAGGGUAGACGUCACAGCCACCGUCCUCUUCUUCACGGGUCUGCGGUGCAUGUCGUACAUGACGCGAAAGGUGCGUGCAUGUGUGCAUUGCUGUGUUGCUGAUUUGUGUGCGAAGGGAUGUGUGCGUGUGUGUGUGUUUGUGUGUGUGUCUGUGUGUGAUGCAGGACUUCAGCCCAGGCCUGUGCGUGGUGCUGUGUGGCGUGGCGUUCAGCAUCCUGACGCGUGUGCAGGGCCUGCACGAGAUCACCCUCGUCAACACCGUCAUGUGUCUGGUGUCCAACAUGUUCAUCAUCGUCCGCGAUGACAUCACCAACCCUGACCACGCCACCACGAUGGGCCUGGAGUUGCAGUUCGGAUACCUGCGGCCGAUCAUGAACAGCAAGGGUUUAGGGUUAAGGGUUCAUGUCCAUCUACUUCCCCUGUUCAUUCGCGACGACUUGCUUACAGGUGAGAAUACGACGCACAUCCACAGAGACAGAUAGACAGACAGACAGACAGACAGGCUGAUACCCCCACACGCAUGUGCAUCCAUCCAUCCAUCCAUCCAUCCAUUUGUCGUGUCUGUGGCUAUGUGUGUGCACAGGGAAGACGAAGUCGUAUUUCGGUAACGAGAAGCUCUGUAGUUCAGAAAAUGGUCAGCUGCAACACAGGGCACAUGUGCAACACAGACACAUGCAUUGUGCACAGAGUCGCCUCCACUCAUGUGUGUGUGUGGUUCUUUUGUUAGUUGCGUGAGGUUGGUGAGGAGCGGGCGACGCCCCUUGUGCUGGCCACCUUCUCCAGGAAGUGGAAGAAGAACAGGGGAGGCGGGUGUGCCGGAAAAUGGGAGCAGCUGCAUCCGAUGAAGGUGCCAUCCGAGAACGAGAUUCUGGCUCAGGUCAAGGCCAACGACAACACACCCGUCGGCAGCCAGGUCACCGAGUAUCGUGCCCUUGUCACACUGCCACCCACCAUCCAUCACAACACGACACCACACGCGACACCCACACAUUCUUGCAUUCAUCCAUCGUCGAUGUUUGCCUUGUCUGUUUCGUUGACGUGCAGGGUGGAGCUGACUCGGCUGCAGCACCGGUCCGUCUACGAGCCAGUGACGACAGGCGAGUCCAGCAGCUGGUGUUGUAUGUGCCGUGCGCCGACUUUGCGAUUGUCGACUCAGUCGGCUGGGAGGGCUUUGACUCGGACGCGGCCACAUUGGUAGGGCAUGAACACGGACCAGACACGUCAAGCGUUAAUGUCUGCUUCCUUGCCGUUCUGGAUGUGUCUACGGCCUCAGGAUGAUUGACUAGCUCCGUCCUUCCACUUUGCAGGACUAGAUGGGAGACUGGAUGGGGUCCGUAUGAGUGGCUGUGUGGCUGACUGUGUGGUGGGCCGUCUGUCUGUCUGUCUGUCUCUGGAUGGAUGGAUGGAUGCAUAGCCGCAGACACGACAUAUGAAUGGAUGGAUGGAUGGACGUGUGUGUGGGGGUAUCUGUCUGUCUGUCUGUGUGUCUGUGUGUCUGUGACUUGUUGAUAGUCAUAGUUGAUAGCAGCUGGGAGGGAAGACUCACAAUCGCAUAUGAUUCACCGCA
Vitrella brassicaformis is the source of this 2355-nucleotide messenger RNA. NCBI's taxonomy places the organism in Eukaryota, Vitrellaceae. The record is from the annotation of a GenBank genome assembly.